Messenger RNA from Rotaria socialis, 978 nucleotides. The record is from the annotation of a GenBank genome assembly. NCBI's taxonomy places the organism in Eukaryota, Metazoa, Rotifera, Eurotatoria, Philodinida, Philodinidae.
AUGACUUCUUCACCUACACCAUCUCAUUGGGUUGAAUCACUUUUUCCUCCUCAAUAUUCUAUUCGUGAUUAUCGUUCUACCUUCCAACCUGAUAAUCAACGUUUACGUCGUUAUAUUACUACGUUAUCAACAUUUGAUGCUCCAACACUAGCAGCUAUUUAUGAACAAUCUUAUUUAUUUACUCUCAUUCAACGUUUAGCCCAACAAGAAGAUGACAAUACAGUUAAAACUAAAACUAAAACAACAUCUAAUCAAACUGAACAUGUUGAUUCCGUACUUGAUAUUCGUCUUAUUCGAUCAUUUCUUGAGAAACAUAAAGAAAAAGAGAAAAACAUUGAUCAAACUGAAAAUAUUUGGACAUCUGAUGAAAUUUCCAUUAUUCGUUCAGCCUAUAUAAAAGCACGUGAUGAAUGUUUACGUUUAAAAUCUGAAAAUGAUUAUUAUCGAGAACAACUUGACAUUGUUAAAAACAAACUUAAUGAAACAAAUCAGAUAUUAGAAAAACUUCAAGAAGAACAUUUAUCUCUUAAAAAGACUCAUACACGUUGGACUAUUCGAGCGAAUUCAUCUGAACAACUUCUUGACGAACAACGUCAGGAAAAUAAAGAGUUCUCUGAACAUAUUGAAAAAUUAACUGAACAAAAUGAAUUCUAUCGUCGUAAUCAUUUGCAAAUGCAAACUGAUUUACUCGAAAAGCAAACACGCUUGGAACAGCUUGAAAAACGAAUCGACCAUUAUGAUCAAACAACAAGACGUGAAUGCGAUCGACGUAUUGACUUAGCUGAAAAACGUGCUCAAGUUGAUAAAGAUCGAUUGAAAAUAGAAACUAAUGAUUUACAAACGAAAUUAGAUAAAGAACAAGAUUUACGAAGACAAAAUUUACUUGCAUUGGAUCAAUUAAGAAAGCAUAUUGCUUUAGCAAAUUCACAAAACAAUGAACAAUCCUUGUGUGAUAUCAAACAGGUCAAAUAUGCCUAA